This is a messenger RNA of Staurois parvus, 1155 nucleotides long. Lineage: Eukaryota; Metazoa; Chordata; Amphibia; Anura; Ranidae. The record is from the annotation of a GenBank genome assembly.
AUGGUCAGGUUACGAUUUAAUGGCUCAUUGGCUAUGGGACUCUUAUUGCUUCAGACGGUUUUACUGCUGAUUCUGUACUGCAAACACAAUAAGCCCGUAGCGAGGACGGAGGCCAAGGUCCAUCUACUCAUUCUCUCCUCCUGGAGGUCAGGAUCGUCCUUUGUUGGCCAGAUCUUCAGCCAACAUCCAAAAGUGUUCUACCUAAUGGAACCCGCUUGGCACGUGUGGGUGUCCAUGUUUCAGAACAGCGCUAAGGUUCUUCACAUGGCGGUCAGAGACUUGGUGCGGUCCGUGUUCCUGUGUGACAUGUCCGUGUUUGACGCCUAUAUGCCAAAGCAGCGCAAUGUUUCCACCCUGUUCCAGUGGGCCACCAGCAGGGCGUUAUGCACAGAUCCGGCCUGCAAGAUCUUUGAACGUGACCACAUUACAAAUGAGUCGUCUUGUAAGACAGUAUGUGGGAAAUACCCAUUUGACAAUAUCGAACAAGUAUGUAGUAUGUACAGUCACGUGGUCAUAAAGGAAGUCCGCUUCUUUGACUUGAAGGUUCUCUAUCCUCUUCUCAACGAUCCUUCAUUGAACUUUAAAGUAAUCCAUUUGGUACGGGAUCCAAGAGCCGUGGCCAAAUCCAGGGAACAGUCAAGGAAGGCUUUUAUGAGAGACAAUGGGAUUGUCCUCAACACCAAUGGAACCAAAGUAGACGACAUCAAGUAUGAGGUCAUCCAGGAGAUCUGUCGAAGUCACGUGCAGAUAUAUGAAACCGCCACCUAUAAGGCCCCCAGCUUCCUUAAAGAUCGAUACAUGCUGGUCAGGUACGAAGACGUGGUUCAAGAACCCUUGAAGGAAAUCAUGCAGAUGUACGAAUUUGCUCAUUUACAACUGACGCCCAAGCUGAAGAAGUGGAUCCACAACAUCACACAUGGACAAAGCCCCGGAAACCGAAAGGAAGCCUUCGUCAUAACAUCACGCAACGCCGCCAAUGUGUCUCAAGCCUGGAGGAACAUUCUUUCCUUUGAAAAAGUGAAGAAGAUCCAAAACGUAUGCAAAGGGGCCAUGAAAAUGCUUGGUUAUCUCCCCGUGGACUCAAUGUCGGAACAGGAAGACUUGUCCAUCGAUGUUGUAUUACCCAGGAAAAGGAGCCAGUUCAGUUGGCUAUGA